AAGAAAAAAAAAAAGAAAAGCCAAACGAAGUCGAGGAAACGAACAAAACACUUUUGACUCUAGAGCCACCAGGUCCAGCAGGACCAAAAGUCCAAAUAAUCUACGCAGGUCUGUCACGCCCGGACGCCAGAAAAGAGCAAAAAGCUCCAAAGGCAAGGCAACCCAAGCGCGUCGUCCACCACCACUGUUGCGCUUCCGUCCGCGCCAACCCAGACCCAGACCUGCGAUGCAAUGGGCAAUGGCACAGCAGCAAGGACGGACGGGCGGGCGGGCCCGCCCCACGGCCUCCCCUUCCCUCGCUCCGACUUCCUUCCUUCCUUCCUUCCUUCCCUUUCCUUCCCUCGCAGGCACAGCACCGCAGUCAGCAGCAGCGUCACUCUCCCUCGCCCGCCGCCCUGCAUGCUUCCCUCUCUUGCUGCUUGCUUGGAUCGCCGGCCCUCGAUUCGAAAGGGCCACUCAAGUCAGGCUCUCACUAACCCCGCGAUUAGCUGCUCAUUAACUCCACCCCGGUCCGAAUUGGCAGUGGCUGUAGUAGUAAUCGGCGUCCAUCCAGCAGCCCACAGCCAGCAAGACCACCACCAAACCCAACGAGAGAGCAGCCGAGGCAAUUUAAUGCGUUCCAUCCCCCACACAUCCCCCUCUCUCCCUAGCUACUCUGGCUGUAGAGAGAUAGAUAGAUAGAGAGAGAGAAGAGAUAGAGAGAGAGAGAUAGAGAGCUCUUCUCGUUUCGCCUCGCUGCCAAUCUCGUCGCCGAUCCCCGCCGCCGCCCGCCGCCGGUGCCGGGCCCUCACCGAUCCGGCGCCGCCACGAGCUUCCAGAUCCGCCGCCCGGGCAAUGCUGUAGCGUCCCGCGCCGAGAUGGGCGGCGUCGGUGCCGCCUCGCUCCUCCUCCUCCUGCUGCUGCUCAUCCUCCUCUUCCUCUACGCGGAGGCCUCCGCUCUCCACGCUACUAUAUUGCCUAGCCCAGCACCGAGUCCAUCAAUGCCCCCUGGAGUGAGAUCAUCUGGACCUCGAAUUUCCCCUUCGUAUCCUCCAAGGGCAACGCCUCCAGGAUCUCCUGGCUUUGCUAUGCGCCAUCAUUCGCACAAGCACCCGCACCACAGAGAGUCAAAUCAGGGCCCUGCACCAUCAUCAUCACCCCCACCUGAAGCAGGUUGUUCUAGCUAUAUUUGCACCGAGCCACUGACUGCAACACCAAUUGGUUCCCCUUGUGGUUGUGUUGAGCCUAUUAGUGUUGUCGUUGAUCUGGACUUAGCUCCUUAUCUACUGUUCAUGAGCAUAGCUGAGUUAGAAGUUGAAGUUGCAGCUGGGACAUUUCUUAAACAAAGCCAGGUGAAGAUCAUGGCUGCAGUUGCAAGUAUCCAGGAUGACCAGAAGACACGGGUGACCAUUUAUUUGGUGCCACUAAGAGAACAGUUUGAUACUUAUACAGCAUCCCUAAUAUCUGAUAGGUUCAGGGAUAAAAAGGUUCAGAUAAAUUCAUCUAUAUUUGGAGAUUACAAGGUUAUCAAUGUCAGCUAUCAUGGACUGCAAUCCCCACCAUCAUCUCUGCCUGGAGGAUCGGAUCCUUCAGGAACCGAAGAUCCUAUAACUGCGGAGGUGCCUGAUCAGAAGAAAAAGCACAAGAAAUCAGAUGUUUUGAUCAUCGUGGUAGCGUUAGGGUCUUCUUUUGGACUUCUGUUGACAUGUGCUGUUAUCCUGAUCUUACUAAUAAGAUGGAAGAAACUUGACCGACUUCAUGAGGCUAUGAGCCCUGCAACUACCCCAGCAGUUAAUAGAAGAUAUGGCACUAGAUCAACCUUGUCAACCAGCAUGGUGAGCUCUGCGUCAGCAUCAGUGUUUUCAACAGUGGCUACUUGCACAACAUCUGUAAAGACAUUUUCACUAGCCCAACUUCAGAAGGCCACAGAUGGUUUUGAUUCGAAGAGAGUUUUGGGUCAAGGGGGCUUCGGGCGUGUCUACCAUGGGACAAUAGAGGAUGGAAACGAAAUUGCUGUUAAAUUGCUUACAAGGGAGGACAGGAGUGGUGACCGUGAGUUUAUUGCGGAGGUGGAAAUGCUCAGUCGACUUCACCACCGCAAUCUUGUCAAAUUGAUUGGUAUUUGCAUUGAGCGGAGCAAAAGAUGUCUUGUGUAUGAGCUCAUACGCAACGGAAGUGUGGAAUCCCAUCUUCAUGGUGCCGACAAGGCUCAGGGUAAGCUGAACUGGGAUGUUAGGAUGAAAAUUGCUCUUGGGGCUGCUCGAGGCUUAGCGUAUCUGCAUGAAGAUUCAAACCCUCAUGUCAUACACCGUGACUUCAAGGCCAGCAAUAUAUUGUUAGAGGAAGAUUUCACUCCCAAAGUUACUGAUUUUGGUUUAGCAAGGGAAGCAUCCAAUGCAACUCAACCUAUAUCUACCAGAGUAAUGGGUACUUUCGGUUAUGUUGCUCCAGAAUAUGCAAUGACGGGUCAUCUUCUUGUUAAGAGCGAUGUCUACAGUUAUGGGGUUGUCUUGUUGGAACUUUUAUCAGGAAGGAAGCCUGUGAGCAUCUCUGAGUCCAAGGAUCCUGAGAACCUUGUAACCUGGGCCCGUCCUCUACUAAGCCAUAAGGAAGGCCUGGAGAAGUUAAUUGAUCCUUCUCUGGAUGGAAAGUUCAACUUUGACAAUGUAGCUAAGGUGGCAUCCAUUGCUUCCAUGUGUGUGCACACGGAUCCAUCACAGAGGCCAUUCAUGGGUGAAGUUGUCCAGGCACUGAAGCUUAUCUACAAUGAUCCAGAUGAGGCUUGUGAUGAUUCCUACAGUCCAAGGAAUUCAUCUGAUCAAGACGGUGACUAUGAAGGAGACCUAGUCUUUGAGAGUGGAAGCUGGGGGUUUGAGGCCUCUGGGUGUCUAGACUACCGGAAUUCCUUACCGUUUGUUACUAUGGACUACAGUUCUGGCCGAAUAGAAGGACCGCAUGACCCUCGCGCAGCAUUGUCAGCGGGACCCCAUGUCCAGUCACCAGUGCUGCAGAAUAGAUCAGGCCCCUUGCGGAUGAAGAAAAAGCUGGCCUCCUUUUACCGCUCUAGAGGCAGCAUUAGCGAGCAUGGGCACCUGCCGCGCCAUUGAUCAGUCAAUGAACUAGUGUUAGGCUGUUAGCUUCGGUUGACUUUGGGAUUGAGGCUGCGGGGGUUGUCAUCGCCUCUCGAUGAUUGGUGCCUCAUGUUAGUGUACAGUUCGUGGUGACCCUUGGGCAUGGUGCCUUGGGUAUAGGUGUUUUUUCUUUGCCUUCUGCUUCUUCCCCGGAAGCAAUGAGGAUGGGGUUGGCAGAUGCUCUCUAAUUUUCGCAAAUUGCGGUUCAUUUCUCAUGCAUCUGAUUGGUGUAAUCUGGUUUAGGGAAGUUUCUUGCCGGAAUUCUGGGCAUCAUGUUGUUGUGACUAGGUGUUGUACUGGAUGCAGUUCGUUUGUAAACAGUGCUCGUGUUGGAGAGGUGAACUAUACAGCCGGCUCAGUUCCUCAAAUGUUAGGUGGUACCUGUGUUAAUAAUCUUGUUUCUUACUUUGCC
Messenger RNA from Sorghum bicolor (sorghum), 3522 nucleotides. RefSeq names its product receptor-like serine/threonine-protein kinase ALE2. Gene Ontology annotation, biological process: protein phosphorylation. Bases 858 to 3086 code for a protein of 742 amino acids. Gene Ontology annotation, molecular function: ATP binding; protein kinase activity. NCBI's taxonomy places the organism in Eukaryota, Viridiplantae, Streptophyta, Magnoliopsida, Poales, Poaceae. The record is from RefSeq and is a predicted model, not a curated record. The transcript has 8 exons.